AUGAGUUUUGCCGGAACUCUGCAGUUAGCGACCCUAGGAUUGUCCAACGCUAGUCCUGUAUCAGGCACCUAUCUUCCCCAUGCCGUAUCCAUUAUUCCAUCCACACGCUCUGGCGUCCCUCACCCCUACUCCCGUCCUACCAGCCGCUCCAGUCAACGUUCCGUGGCAGCCCGCUCCCAACCACCCUCUUGCGGCCCAUCACCCCCUCCGCAACACCUGCCCGGAAUGGAACCGGAGCCGACCCUUGCCUCUCUCCUCGAGGCUAUCCAAACCCUCACCAGCCAAGUUGGGUCCUUGCAGGCCCAAAUCCACACUCAAGGCCAACAGCUCUCUGAGCUCAAAGCCAUAUGCAAGGAGACCAACAACCUCGUUGGAGACAAGGAUCAGGGCGGAGCACAAGCCAAGCCUGGCCCAUCAACUGGGCCUAUCACUCCCCCACUCAUACAGGGGGAGAAGCGUGUUGAAAUCUUAUGUAUAUAG
Messenger RNA from Rhizoctonia solani, 480 nucleotides. RefSeq lists its product as uncharacterized. The transcript has 3 exons. Bases 1 to 480 code for a protein of 159 amino acids. Lineage: Eukaryota; Fungi; Basidiomycota; Agaricomycetes; Cantharellales; Ceratobasidiaceae. The record is from RefSeq and is a predicted model, not a curated record.